AUGCAAUCACAACAAGCAAUGGAGGACAAGCUGAUCGUCGCUGUGUGUAACACCCCGAUCAUUUAUGAUCGGUCUAGUGUCCUUUACCGGGACAGGAAUAAAAAGGAGCUGGCCUGGAGGAGGGUUAGCGAGGAAGUCGGCGCGUCAGUGGAAGAUUGUCGGAGAAGGUGGAAGACACUGCGCGACACAUAUGCGAAGGUGGUGCAAAAAGUAAAUAAAAGACGGAGUGGUUCGGCAGCUUCGAACGGGGAAAAGUGGAAGUACAUGGCGGUAAUGUCGUUCCUCCAGCCCUUCUUAUCACCGAGGGAGACGAAGAGCCGCAAACCGGCCAGAGUCGUGAAGGAGCAGGCCGCAGAGGAGGAGGAAGAUAGCUCGGUCCCGGGGCCCAGAGACUCGGUUGAAUCUGGAGAUGGAGCCAUUCAUGCUGACCCUGAAGACAUCUAUGGGCCGUUAUCCAGUCCUGCCUCUUCUUUGCCAUACUCUUCAGCUUCAUCCGUGCGGAGUGGACCAACUUCAACAACACCAACUGGACCACAGCGGAAACGAGCCAAGUCAGGCCAGACGGACUCGUUGGAACCGACAGAGUUCGAACAGAUGACGGUCACCCUGGAGGCCGAAGAACAACACAGAACACGAACAGUCUGUGAGGAUGAAUACUACCUGAUGUCGUUACUUCCACUCCUGAAGAAGGUGCCAGCCGAGGCCAAAGAUCUGGUGAAAUUCCAGAUACAUAAGCUAAUUUUUGAAAACACAAGAGUUGGAAAUCAAAAUAAUAUAAACCCGGCGAUAUCGUUGUUAUUUCUUGAACAGGUUAGCAGAUGUUAGCCUGUGCAGCAUAUAUACAGAGUGGUACUCUGCUGAACCAUGCUACAAU
Messenger RNA from Austrofundulus limnaeus, 874 nucleotides. Its product is annotated as transcription factor Adf-1. Gene Ontology annotation, molecular function: DNA binding. The record is from RefSeq and is a predicted model, not a curated record. NCBI's taxonomy places the organism in Eukaryota, Metazoa, Chordata, Actinopteri, Cyprinodontiformes, Rivulidae. Gene Ontology annotation, cellular component: transcription regulator complex; nucleus. Gene Ontology annotation, biological process: regulation of transcription by RNA polymerase II.